Molecule: messenger RNA, 1095 nt
Organism: Ipomoea triloba (trilobed morning glory)
Lineage: Eukaryota; Viridiplantae; Streptophyta; Magnoliopsida; Solanales; Convolvulaceae
Product: pectinesterase 2-like
Exons: 2
Coding region: 1-1095 (364 amino acids)
Biological process (GO): cell wall modification
Molecular function (GO): pectinesterase inhibitor activity; pectinesterase activity
Source: RefSeq, a predicted model, not a curated record
AUGGAGCUGAAAAACCUAGGAUUUCGAUUUUUGUUGUUCCUCGUAUCUUGGACGCUACUAGCCCCGUGCCGCACCGACGCCGGCAGCAUGCCACGGCGGCUGAUGGCCGAAGACCCGUCGCUGGACCUUGUGGUUGGCCCGGCGGCGACAAAUAUCCCCACCAUUACGGAGGCUAUUGCGACGGCGGUUCAGACGAGGACAGACGACAAGAGGUUUGUUAUAAAAAUAAAACCGGGAGUUUACCACGAGAAUAUCAUUAUCGACGAAAGGCUUCCGAAUCUCAUGCUGCUCGGAGAUGGAAAGGAGAGGACUAUUAUCACCGGCGAGCUUAGUGUUGGUGGCAAUAACUUAAGCACCUUCGACACUGCACCUGUUGGUUUUGAAAAUCAUGUUCCUGUUUUUUCAGCUGUUGAAGCUGACGGGUUUAUAGCUCGCGGCAUUACAUUCCGGAACACCGCCGGCUUGGAUGGGAAUCAGGCGGCGGCGCUGCGGGUGAGCGGCGACAAGGCGGCCUUCUACAGCUGUUCAUUCGAGGGGUACCAAGACACACUCUACGUCCACUCCGGCCGACAAUUCUACAAGAAAUGCGACGUCUACGGCACCGUCGACUUCAUCUUCGGAAACGCCAUGGCCGUCUUCCAAGACUGCCACAUAUACGUCAGAACCCCAAAGGGCAAGCAGGCCGUAAUCACAGCCUCAAAGCGCGAAGGCCCAGAUGAACAAACGGGAAUCGUAAUCCAGAAAUCCCACGUGGCCGCCGCGCCGGGCGAGAAUCUUGAAGGGGUCAAAGUAUACCUGGGAAGACCGUGGGGACACUAUGCAAGAACAGUUGUCAUGGAAUCAAAAAUUGAUUCUUUGAUAGAUCCUGAAGGGUGGCUAUGGUGGGCGGGAAAGGAUGAAAUUUUUAAGGAUAAAAUAUACUAUGCAGAGUAUGAGAACACCGGCCCCGGCUCUUCCAUGGUGGACCGGGUGGAUUGGAGUAGUGCCCGCCAAGUGAUUACACCACAAGAAGCUGAACAGUUCUCCGUGGAAAAUUUUAUUGAUGGCAAUUCAUGGCUGCCGGAUACUAAUGUGCCAUUCAGUUCUGACCUCUGA